This is a messenger RNA of Malania oleifera, 2204 nucleotides long. RefSeq lists its product as uncharacterized. The coding region runs from base 240 to 1808 and encodes 522 amino acids. The transcript is spliced from 16 exons. Gene Ontology annotation, molecular function: RNA binding. Lineage: Eukaryota; Viridiplantae; Streptophyta; Magnoliopsida; Santalales; Ximeniaceae. The record is from RefSeq and is a predicted model, not a curated record.
CCCAUGAGAACCCAAAGGCAAGAAUAGGAGGCCAUAGGCCAACAAAACCGACAAUUUUAAAACAAACCGCGGCCUAGCAUUCCCCGUGACAUUUUCCCGAGAAAAAGCGCCAGCAGAAGCUCUCUCGCUCUCUCUCUGCACGCUGACUAGUGAUCUUAAAAUUCAAAAACCCUUAACGAGGUUUUUGACAUAUGAUGAUAUGAACAGAUAGAUAGAAUUCUACAAUCAAUUUUGGAGUAAUGGCCAACGAAGUCAAAAAACUGGUGGUUCUGGGUAUUCCGUGGGAAGUUGAUAGUGAUGGGCUGAGGCAGUACAUGAGUCAAUUUGGUGAACUGGCAGAAGCUAUGGUUAUGAAGGAUCGUGCUUCGGGGCGCUCACGUGGUUUUGGUUAUAUAAUUUUCAGUUCUUCAGAAGAUGCGGAGAAAGCACUAAUAGCUCAACAUACCCUUAAUGGAAGGAUGCUUGAGGUUAAGAUUGCAACACCAAAGGAGGAAAUGAUUUCAACUUCUAAGACUAGCACUCGAGUAUUUGUUGCUAGAAUUCCUCCUAGUGUGACAGAUGAGGAGUUCCACAGCUAUUUUAUGAAGUAUGGUCCACUAAUAGAUGCCUACAUGCCAAAGGAUCCAGUGACGAAGCAACAACGUGGAAUUGGAUUUGUUACGUAUGAAAAUUCAGACUCCGUUGACCAGCUUAUGUCAGAAACCCAUGAACUUAAAGGUUCUACAAUUGCUGUGGACCGAGCAACGCCGAAGGGGGUUUUUAAAGGAUUUAGAUUUUCAAGACAGUCUUUUAAGAUGCCACAUGCUCCUCAAGCUUCAAACACAGUUGCUUAUAAUAACACAGAUUGCUGUACAAAAAUUGAAAGAAGUGAUAAUCAAGCCAACUUGUUGCCCCAUGUCAAUUCUGCCCCAGAGAGUGCUUGUGCACGAUUUGUUUCUGCAGGAGAUGCCAGUUCUGUCAUGGCUCAUAGUGGACAAACUGUAGAUGUCACUCCAGCAAAGUUGGAGAAAAGGUUAUUUAUUGGUCGUGUACCUCCUGAAGCAACUGCUGAAGAUCUCCAAGCAUAUUUUAGCCAGUUUGGUUGGGUUCUUGAUGUUUAUCUGCCAAAGGAUGUGAGGAAAAUAUGUCAUAGAGGCUUUGGAUUUGUCACUUUUGCUGAUGAAGCAUCAGCUGCUCGUGUUGGCCGACUUAGGCAUUUCUUACAUGGUCGAGAGAUUGCUAUUGACUCUGCAUCUCCAGCAGAUAAUGGUCAUGUAAGUGGGCAUAUUCCUGUUAAUCAGCUGUUAUCAUGUGGAGGUAAAGAGGACCUGCCUCAGGAAAUGUUUGUCGGGGGGGCCAUGGCUGAAGGUGACGGUCCUGUUAAGACUUUGUCUGGUUCUACGGCUAAGUGGGGAAAGAGGCUUUUCAUAGGAAGAAUUCCAAUUGAGGCUACUGCUGUUGACAUCCGGCUGCAUUUCAGCCAGUUUGGCCAGGUUUUGGAUGUGUAUCUUCCCAAGGAUGAUAGACGAACCUCUCAUAGAGGUUUUGGCUUUGUCACAUUUGCUGAUGAAAUCUCAGCAGAGUAUGCUUCUCAGAAAGUUCACAGGAUACUUGGGCAAACGAUUGUGUUAGAUCGGGCAGCUCCCAUAGAAAAUGAUGGGGUGAAUACAGAUGCUUCUACUACUGUUCUUGCCAGAGCUGUGGAUGGUUCUGUUCCAGUUCAACAUAACUUUUUGAGUGAACAUACUUAUAAUGCCAAGUGCAUGCAGUCUCAUGGUGUCUCUAUAAGUCGGCCAGUUAGAACUACACUGCGGUAUAAACCCUAUUAGAACCAAAAGAUGUAAUUCUAUCUGACAGGUAUUUUGGGUCCUCCUGAAGUGCCCUGCAGUCAUGCUUCAUGUGAGUCCAUAUCAAGACAAGUAGUUACCAACUGAAAAUCAUCAUCUACUCCUUUUAAAGGAUAAAGAUGGCAGAUGGAAUCCUCAAUAUGGUUGCUAAAUGAAAGACUUGAGCUCUUUACAAUGCCAUGGUAGGAUAUAUUUAUUGCGCAUUACAUGUCAAGCCUUUCCCCCUAAUGAAAAUAUUUCCUUUUUAGUUGGUCAUGAAAAUCUUUCUCUUUCUUUAAUGAAAUAUAUUAUAUAAUGUGUAUGAUAAAUGUUCUUCAUAUGAAGUUGCAUUAGGUUACUUGCAUGGCUUAUAGCCUACUCAUAAACCUAGUAUUCCCA